Seminavis robusta is the source of this 696-nucleotide messenger RNA. Lineage: Eukaryota; Bacillariophyta; Bacillariophyceae; Naviculales; Naviculaceae. The record is from the annotation of a GenBank genome assembly.
AUGAGAUCUGCCAUUGGUGAGAUGGAGUUGGAUGAGAUUCUGCAUGGGCGUGCACGCCUCAAUAGUUUGAUCAAGGGAAGCCUCCAGGAGGCCCAUGUCCCAUUCAUCAGGGAUUGGAAAUCCGACGAUACGAAAUCACAGAAAUCACACCAGAUAACAAAUUAUGUAAUCCUGCCGACGGACAAACAUAGCAGACGAGACGUACGACUGAGAUGUGAGGUAGCGGCAGAGAUUAAUAGCCUCACCAAUGAGUCGGAAGGUAACCUAUCAAGAUCAAGAAUGAAGCAGAUGCCACCAAAACAAAGAUCCAGCUGGAAGCUCAAGGUCAAGCGCAAGCAAUAUACAAAUCUGGCCGAGGCGCAAGCACAAGCCUUGAGAGUCAUUUCAGCUGAACUCAACAAACCUGGUGGACAAGAGGCGGCUCGACUUGCACUAGCUCGAGAAUAUGUGACCAUGUAUGGUGAAAUGGGGAAGCAGAGCAAUACCAUUCUGUUCAAUGAACGACCUGCCGACGUCAAUGCCUUGCUCACACAAGCUGUCACAGCUAUGCAGGCAGCAUCAUCUGCGAUGCCUGCCACUACCACCAACCCACCUCCCGCACCCAAGGAAACAAUUACUGCGGCAAUUGUAGACACAGAGAGCAGUGAAGCUGUGGAUACAAAGGCAGAAGAAAAGAGCAACAAUAAACCUGUGUAG